GGCGAUCUUCGACGUCUCGAGAACCUAGCGGUCUGUAAGACACUAGCAAAACGACGAUCUGCAGCGCCGCUCGGAGGGAGCUGGGAGCACCACGUAAGGUAGUGAAAGCUCGCCAAGGCUGCCACCGCGGCCUCUCCAGCCGGCCGGAGGCUGCCCCUACGCGCCGCGGCAGCAAGGGAAGCACCAAGACAGCACAUCUACAGCACUCUGCAAAGCACCACCACAAGGCGGCAAGGGAAAGCACCAUGGUCCUCCACGCCAACCACCAAUACCGCAUUGGCCCCCAAGGCUCGGCCUACAGCACGGUCACGUCAACGACGGCGGCUUCCACAUUACGCACGGCCUCGAUUCGACAAGAAAGGAGUUGUACAAAACUGGCCAAGCCCAAGCACAAGCCCGAGCCGCCGACCGCGCAGUGCCACUUCCGGUAUGGCCGCGCGGCCAAGCAGGUCUACGAGAAGGGUGGGGAAGAAAUCACGCAGAUCGAGUGGGAAACUUUAAAUGCUUCGCUCCGCAAGACGCUGCGCAUGCUCGAGCACCGCGACGCCGAGCGGCAAGCUUUGGCGACGGCGCGCCUUGCUACGGAAUUCAAGGACUUCACUCCGAAAAUUCCGUGCCCCGAGUACGCGUCUGACUACCAGGCGUUACUCGCAAUUUCGAGAGCGUCGGACCCGCGCAUGUGGCGCAAAGGGAUGAAUGAUGGAUGGGUCGACCUCGAGAAACAGAGCAACAAGGUCUACAUCAAGGAGGGGACGGUUGCCGCGUGUCGCGGCGUGACGUGUGCACCCCUGCGCAUCGCCGACAAGCUUUUUCGCGUCAUCAGGGAACUUUAUUUGCCGGGCCUGGAACUCGGCGACGCGGCCCCGCCGCCGUUCAUUCCCAUAAGCAAGCUGCGGCACCUCGAGACGUUGGUGUUGGCGGACAACGGCUUCGGCGCCGGCAAGGAGCUGGCCAACGGCGACACGUACCACAGCGUGCUCGAUGACCACCUCGCGGACUUUGACCUGCCGUCCCUCAAGGUGCUUGAUUUAACAGGCAACGGCUUCACGGGCGCGUUCCCUUCUAAUGUCGCGGCGCUGACCGGCCUGCGUACUUUACGAUUGGGGCGCAACAAGCUGACCGGGCCGCUUCCCGAGGCGUGGCGGUCGUUACGAAAGCUCGACACGCUCGACGUGCAUUCAAAUAAAUUGACGGGCGAGGCGCUGCCGCCCUGGCUCGUCGAGGGCUGUACAUUAUUGCGCGACUAUCGCGCCGGCGACAACCACCUCACGAGUUUGACCGUGCCGGGGCCCUGCGGCCUGCGGCGCGUCGAGCUCUUCGGCAACGACCUCGAGGGGCCGCUCUCGGAGACCAUUUAUCUGUGCGCGGAACUACGCUACCUCGACCUGUCGAAGAACAGACUGACGGGCGCCCUGCCCGUCGGUGCCCUGGCCUCCCUGCCCCUGACCGGGCUCUAUCUCGUUGGAAACAGGCUGGCGGACCCCAGCGCCGACGGCGCCGACGUACAGUCGCAUUUACCAAAGUGCCUCGUGUCCGUCGACCGAGGACCGCCCCCGGUCGCGGCGAUCGCCGAGACGGUCAUGCCCUUCCAAACCUCUGCGGUCGCCGAGCCGCCGCGGCUGGCGCCCGCGCCGGCGCCGGCGCCAUCGACCGCGCUGUACCGCGACGACGAGGCUACUGCGCCGCCGCCGCCCGAUGCCGUCGAGGACCUGCGCGACGAGCUCGCCGAGACGGAGCGGCGCCUCGUGCGUGCUUUGCGCGACGUCGAAGAUUUGGAGUGCGACAUAAAGGCCCGGCGCCACGACAUCCUGGCGGGCAUGCCGACGGACGAGGACGUCAAGGCGUUCGGUCGCAUUGGGCGGCCCCCGGCGGCGGCCAUGCCGGUUUUCAUGUGCCUCUGCCGCCUGGUCUUCCCCGACGAGAAGCUCAAGGACCGUAAUGAUGAUGACAAGAACUGGAAGAAGCUGCGGGCGUACCUCCUGCGGGACCGGAACACCAUCCUGGACGCGAUACAGGCCUUCGAUGCGCACGCCCACCGCGCGGCGCUCGCGGAGCUCCAGACGCAGUACUUCGCCGAGGUCCGGCCCGAGCAGUUCGCGUCGCGCCGGACGUGGGCGACCUGUAUCGCGGAGACGCGGCCGCCGCUUUCCGACACCGCAGUUGCGCGCCUAACGGCGGUCGCGACGUUCUGCGGGCGGUGGCUCAAAGACCUGCCGGAACGGCUCGAGAUGCAGGACCGCAUCGAGGCGCUCGGCGAAGAGGUCAAGGACCUCCAGGCGAGCCGGCGGGAGACCUUCCGGCGGACUCGAGAUCUCCGAAGCACGGCGGACAAGCUGCUCGAGACGACGCUCCGGAAUCGCGAUACGCCCGAAUUUUACUCCUACUACUAAGUACAUUGUCUUAU
Messenger RNA from Pelagomonas calceolata, 2404 nucleotides. The record is from the annotation of a GenBank genome assembly. NCBI's taxonomy places the organism in Eukaryota, Pelagophyceae, Pelagomonadales, Pelagomonadaceae.